AGCCGCGGCACCACGCGUGCACGUCUCGCACCAAAAGUAGCCGCUGCUCCUGCCUUCCUGCAGCAGCGGCAGCACAGAGCAGAGGCUUCCAGCUUCCCCACCAGGCUGUGCUUUUCGGCUUUGAAGGAAGUUGCCUCGUAUUGCCUCUGGAUUUGUUUUUCUGUCUCUUAUGGCUCACAAAGAUCUCUUUGCUCCCCAUAAAGAGCCGCGCUGGCGAGGUUCUCCUGCACUUGUACGGAUUGCUUCCCAAACGUUUUCUCUCCGGAGACGUGAAGAUUAAAUCGAGGCUUUCCUGCAGCGAGCGUUUCCAUUCUACUUGCCAAUAAUGCAUAAGAGUUGCAAAUUUAAUGGCAGACCUUGAAGUAUAUAAAAACUUAAGUCCAGAAAAAGUUGAAAGAUGCAUGAGCGUUAUGCAGUCUGGGACUCAGAUGGUUAAGCUGAAGAGUGGAACCAAAGGGCUCGUUCGUCUCUUCUACCUGGAUGAGCACAGAACCUGCAUCCGAUGGAGACCGUCCAGAAAAAGUGAAAAGGCAAAAAUUGUCAUCGAUUCCAUUUACAAAGUCACCGAAGGCCGGCAGUCCGAAAUCUUCCACCGCCAUGCAGAGGGGAACUUUGACCCGAGCUGCUGCUUCACCAUUUACCACGGCAACCACCUGGAGUCCCUGGAUCUGAUCACCUCCAACCCUGAGGAAGCUCGCACCUGGAUCACGGGGCUGAAAUAUUUGAUGGCUGGAAUAAGUGAUGAGGACUCGCUUGCUAAGCGACAGAGAACACACGAUCACUGGGUGAAGCAGACCUUUGAGGAGGCUGACAAGAACGGAGACGGCCUGCUGAACAUUGAAGAGAUCCACCAGCUGAUGCAUAAACUCAACGUUAACCUGCCCCGCAGGAAGGUCCGGCAGAUGUUUCAGGAAGCUGACACAGAUGAGAACCAAGGAACCUUAAAUUUUGAAGAAUUUUCGGUGUUUUACAAGAUGAUGUCCUUACGUCGAGAUCUCUACUUGUUGCUCUUAAGCUACAGUGACAAGAAGGAUCACCUCACUGUUGAAGAACUUGCUCAGUUUCUAAAGGUGGAACAAAAGAUGAAUAACGUGACGCCAGAAUACUGUCUUGACAUCAUACAGAAGUUUGAGGUAUCAGAAGAAAACAAGGAGCAGAAUGUUCUGGGGAUUGAAGGUUUCACCAACUUCAUGCGCAGUCCUGCUUGUGACGUAUUCAACCCAUUGCACUGCGAAGUGCAUCAGGAUAUGGAUCAGCCCCUCUGUAACUAUUUCAUUGCUUCGUCUCACAACACGUACCUGACGGGGGACCAGCUGCUGUCCCAGUCCAGAGUGGAGAUGUACGCGCGGGUGCUGCAGGAUGGCUGUCGAUGUAUCGAAGUGGAUUGCUGGGAUGGUCCAGAUGGAGAGCCAGUAGUGCACCACGGGUAUACGCUUACCUCUAAAAUACUCUUCCGUGAUGUGGCAGAAACCAUCAAUAAGCAUGCUUUCGUCAAAAAUGAGUUUCCGGUGAUACUGUCUAUUGAGAAUCACUGCAGUAUCCAGCAGCAGAAGAAGAUUGCUCAGUACUUGAAGGAGAUAUUUGGUGACAAAUUGGACUUGUCAUCUAUAGUCACCGGAGACUCCAGGCAGCUUCCUAGUCCUCAGAUUCUGAAAGGGAAAAUCCUAGUGAAGGGAAAGAAGUUGCCGUACAGUCUUGGAGCAGAUGCUGAGGAAGGAGAAGUUUCCGAUGAGGAUAGUGCUGAUGAAAUCGAAGACGACUGCAAAUUAAAGUCCUGCUAUAGUAAUGGUGCAACAGAGCACCAAGUGGAAUCUUUCAUAAGAACAAAGCUUGAAUCUCUGAUAAAAGAAUCCCAAAUCAGGGACAAAGAAGAUCCUGACAGCUUCACUGUGAGAGCACUGUUAAAGGCAACUCAUGAAGGUUUAAGUGUUAACCUGAAACAGAACCUGGACACAAAAGAAGGUGGAAAAAAGUCUCAUAGUCGAUCAUUAAUGGGCAACUUUGGUAAACACAAAAAAGCAGGGAAGGCAACAUCCAAAUACAGCGCAUCAGAUGAUGAAGAAAAUCAGCAAAACUCUUCUGGAAAGGAAGCAGGGCAGCUCCACAGCAGGCUGGCUCGUCGAAGAAAAACUGUGAAGCUGUGCCGAGCUCUGUCUGACCUGGUGGUGUACACAAACUCCGUGGCAGCCCAGGAUAUAGUAGAUGACGGAUCAACAGGGAACGUGCUGUCAUUCAGUGAAACAAGAGCCCACCAAGCAGUGCAGCAGAAGGCCGAACAGUUCAUGCUUUACAACCAGAAGCAGCUUACAAGGGUCUACCCAUCGGCAUACCGGAUCGACUCCAGCAACUUUAACCCUUUACCUUACUGGAAUGUUGGUUGCCAGUUAGUGGCACUUAACUACCAGUCUGAAGGACGUGUGAUGCAAUUAAAUGAAGCAAAAUUUAGAGUAAAUGGCAACUGUGGUUAUGUCCUCAAACCUCAGCAGAUGUGCAAAGGCACAUUCAACCCCUACUCUGCCGAUCCUCUUCCUGCCAGUCCCAAAAAGCAGCUCAUUCUGAAAAUAAUCAGUGGACAGCAGCUACCUAAGCCUCCUGACUCGAUGUUGGGUGACAGAGGAGAGAUAAUAGAUCCCUUUGUCGAGGUGGAAAUUAUUGGAUUACCUGUUGACUGCUGUAAAGAUCAGACCAGGGUGGUUGAUGACAAUGGGUUUAAUCCUGUUUGGGAGGAAACACUCACUUUUACCAUUCACAUGCCUGAAAUAGCUUUGGUUCGAUUUCUCGUUUGGGACCAUGACCCUAUUGGGCGAGACUUCGUGGGACAAAGAACCGUGGCCUUUAGCAGCCUUGUGCCUGGUUAUCGCCACGUGUAUUUAGAAGGACUGACAGAAGCAUCCAUAUUUGUUCAUAUAACCAUUAAUGAGAUCUAUGGGAAGUGGAGCCCUUUAAUCCUCAAUCCCAGUUACACAAUAUUGCACUUUCUAGGAGCCACAAAGAAUAAGCAGCUGAUAGGACUCCGAGGGUUGUUUAACAAGAACCCUAAGCACAACGCUGCAGAAACCAGCGGUCACUACGUACGGAAGCGAUCUAUUGGUGACCGGAUUCUCCGGCGCACAGCUAGUGCACCUGCAAAAGGCAGGAAGAAAAGUAAAAUGGGUUUUCUGGAAGCUACGGAAAUUAAAGACAGUACCUCUGAACCAGCAGACCUGAAAGACAAAGAAGGAGUCGUAAGGCGUACAAGCCGGAGUUUGCAAGCACGUCCUGCUUCUAUGCCAGUGGACAAAUACCUUCUGGUAGGACUGCCGUGCCCGGACAAUGAACCUGCUCAAGAUGCCAAAGGAAAAGAAAACACAUCUGCCAACAGCGAUGGCAAUAGAAAUGAGAAGGAAACGAACUUGAAAGAAUCUGUUUUCACCUGUUCUGAGAAAACAGCAAGUAUUUCAAAUUCGGCUUCUCCCUUUGGAAAGGAGAAGGCGCAGAAGGAAACGACUGUUGAUUCUUCCUUAGCACCACCUCUCCAGGAACAAUGUGAAAAUUUAGUCUUCGCAAGUGGAGUCGCUGAAACAAAUCACCUCAAAGGCUAUCAAGAAAAUCAUCUUUCUGGUGAAACUGCCCCUCUAGUGCAGGCCUCUGAUUUUGAGCUUGUCACAGAAAAAAUAGAAGACAAAAACUGUGCAGACAAUAAAAAGGAAGAUGACCCAAAAGAGACUAAGGAGGAGAAAACUCCUGUGGGGACUUGGCUUUCUGAAAAAGUAGAGGAGAUGGAAAAUCUCAACCAUGACAUCAAGAAAAGCACCACAGCAGCUCUGUCUGUGACGGACACUUCCUCUGCCGCCUGCUCCGAUGCUCCCGACUUACAUUCCACGUCAGCAAUGCAAGACAGUGACAUUUCUCGCCUCAUAGAGGAAGUUUCUUUAGUGAGUGAGAGCGAGCUGGAUAGUGCUGUCUCUGCUCUGAUCAGGCAGCUGGAUGUCACAGACGGCCAAGCCAAUCUCCCUGUGCUCUCAGGCCUCCAUGGCGCUGGCAGCCAGACCUUUGGCGCCGUGCCUGCGCACCCCUGCAUGCUUGCUGCAGAACUGAGCACUCCCUGUAAACAUGACUUUAUUACCACCAAAUCCAUCAAAUCCCCAUUAUUCUCAACUCCAGAUCCAGCCCUGUUCUCCAGCCCCGAGACCGCAGAGUACUCUGUGUACGCCAUUAUCCACGAAGCGUCUCUCACGCCACCUUCUGAAUUUAAGACACACAGUGGAUUGGUUUGCAAGGAAAAGUCAAACAGUGUAGAAAAUAACUUGCCUAGCACGCCUUGUUCUUCACCUCUCUCUUUGCCAAGUGCAGAUCCCAAAAGGAAAUGUGGAAUGAGCUGGGAAGCCACCAAGUCUGCCAGCUCUCUGGCUUCCAAUAGCCUCAUCUUCGAGGAGACGCUCGUUGACCCUCCCACGGGGGAGAAUUCAGAAAGCAGCAGUCUUGUAGAAAUCGAUGGGGAUUCUCAGGACCUCUUGGUAACUGCAUGCGAGUACAAGCGGGAAGACAUGAGCCAACUGGCCUCCCCGUUAAAGCUGAGGCAGCAGCAGGACAGCAGGCGCUGCGGUGAGAGGACCUUUGGGAACUGCACAGCUGUCGAGCUCUGUGCUGCUGCCCUGGACUGCUCAGAUAGCUUCAGGACUGCGGGGCGUAAACUCCCUUUCCCAGUCUGUGAAAACGUUGAUUUUGUACAUCACCAUCAUCGUGCAGAUAAGCAGACAGGUGCGAUGUGGACCUCCAAGGGAUCCCAACUCAACGUACACUCAUCGGCACUCAAAAGUUCUUUGGCUUUCCCUCCCUCUUCAGCCAUCAAGCAGACCAGCCCUUGCAAAUCCAAGAGUCUCGGUGACUUGACGUCGGAGGAUAUUUCCUGCAAUUUCGAAAGUAAGUAUCAGUACAUCAGCAGGAGCUUUAUCACAUCCGGCAUGAGAGACAAGAAGCUCGCUGCUAUGAAGACCAUGAGACCCCAUUCCACAGAUGCUCUGACGGAACAGCUGAGAAAACUGGUGUCCCUGGACCAGGAGGACAGCCACCAGAUGCUGUAUUCCAGGCAGAUCGAGGAAGACUGCCCAAAGGCCCUGGUCAGAAAGCUGUCGUCCAGAAGCCAGAGCAGAGUGCGGAACAUAGCCAGCCGCGCCAAGGAGAGGCAGGAAGCCGCCAGCAAGCAGAGGUCUUCUCACACGAGCAGCAUAGCAGGGGUCGUCCUUCGGAACAAGCCUUCGGCGUCUCCUCACGUGAUCAACAGGCAUUCGACGGGCUCGUACAUAGCCAGGUACCUGAGCAGCUUCCCCGGGGAGGACGUGGAGGGCCAAGGAAUUCCGGAGGGCGCCUGCGCUGCUCUGCACUACGGCUGCAGCGACCAGUUGUGUGCACGCAGUUCUGUUCUGCAGCUGGAAGCCAACAGCGAUGAUAAGCCAGAAAUUUAUUUCCUGCUGAGGCUGUAGGUUGUAUAAAUGUACAUCUUCAAUGUUUACAAACUAUUUCAAUGAAAUGAAGGACUUUUAUCAGGAAAUACUGUUUUGAGGGUUGUUUAAAUUAUUUAGAAAUGCGAUUUCAUGCUAGCGAUUCAGCUGUGAUUUAACGUUCCCUUUCCUGUCAAUGCGUAUGUAAAUAGAAACUGCUCCGUCCGUAUAUAUGUAUUACUUUAAUUUAGAAAUGAUAAAAGGAAGUAGUCUGAGGACUAUUUGCAUGCAAUAAGCAUCUGUACUUGUAAUGCACGGCAUUUUACCAGAUGAGCACAUCUGUGCUCAAGAGUGUAACAUUGCAGUGAAUGCAAGAGUAUUUUUCUGUUGUCCUGAAGUCCUUCUGUUUGGGA
Oxyura jamaicensis (ruddy duck) is the source of this 5833-nucleotide messenger RNA. It is a transcript of the gene PLCH1, whose product is annotated as phospholipase C eta 1. Lineage: Eukaryota; Metazoa; Chordata; Aves; Anseriformes; Anatidae. The record is from RefSeq and is a predicted model, not a curated record. Gene Ontology annotation, molecular function: calcium ion binding; phosphatidylinositol-4,5-bisphosphate phospholipase C activity. The coding region runs from base 348 to 5462 and encodes 1704 amino acids. Gene Ontology annotation, biological process: lipid metabolic process; phosphatidylinositol-mediated signaling. The transcript is spliced from 23 exons.